Nicotiana attenuata is the source of this 2939-nucleotide messenger RNA. RefSeq names its product casein kinase 1-like protein HD16. Bases 472 to 2616 code for a protein of 714 amino acids. Gene Ontology annotation, molecular function: ATP binding; protein serine/threonine kinase activity. Lineage: Eukaryota; Viridiplantae; Streptophyta; Magnoliopsida; Solanales; Solanaceae. Gene Ontology annotation, biological process: signal transduction; endocytosis; peptidyl-serine phosphorylation. The transcript is spliced from 17 exons. Gene Ontology annotation, cellular component: cytoplasm; nucleus. The record is from RefSeq and is a predicted model, not a curated record.
GCUCCAUACAGCACACAAAUACACACACACACACAGUCCUCCGCCCACUCAUUAUUAGUAUUUCAUUUCAUUCAAUCAAAUUUCCCAAAAUCCAAAAUUUUGCUCACCGAAUGUAACGUUACUUCAUCCUUCAUUCAAGCUAAACACACCUUAUCAUCAUCCCCAUAUACACUAAACACCAAACCAGCUUUUUUCUCCUUUUCUUUUUACAGAUAAGAUUUUUCCUUUUCUUUUUCUUUGAAUUAUCCCAUGUGGUUUCUUGUUGAUUUUAUCUAAAGAUCUGAUUUUGAUCGGCGAUUUGGAAACCCAUUUUUCUUCCUUCAAAUUUGUUGAUUUUUGUUCUAUUUCACACCGAUCCUUUCUGGCUUUUGCUGUUUCUGAGGAUUCUUGCAUUCAUUGUUAUUGUUGUGUUUACCACCAGAUUUUCUAGGCAAGGUGGGUGAACCGAGUUGAGUGUGAUUUGCAUGGGUGAUGAUGCCAGAGUUGCGUAGUGGAGCAAGGAGAUCAAAACGGCUUGGUGAUCUCCAACCUGCCGCCCCUCAACCUGUUGACCAAGAGGAGAACUUGGUUUUGCCGCCUACUCAGAACAGAGGCAGAAGAAGAGGUGGUGGUGGAGGAAGAGGAAGGGGUAAUGCUGCAACAGCUGUAGGAAAAGGGCCUUCAGGGACGACACGUGCAAGGCCAAGUGGUGCUGGUAGGGGUAGGGGGAUUAGGUUGAUAGAUUUGGACCCAGAGACGCCGUGUGAGGUUCUUCCUCAAGCUGCUCCUCUUGGGGUUGCCGAGCCAGCGUUUAAUAGAGUUGGGGGUGCUGCAGAUAAAAAUAUUGCAAUGGAUGGUGGUGGAAGUGCAGACAAGAUAAUGGGAGUCGAAGAAGAAUCAAGCGCAACUCCUGUACCUGAGAGGGUGCAAGUGGGUAAUUCUCCUGUAUAUAAAACAGAAAGGAAGUUAGGUAAGGGUGGAUUUGGGCAAGUAUAUGUUGGUCGAAGAACAAGUGGGGGAACUGAGAGAACAGGACCAGAUGCUGUUGAGGUUGCAUUGAAAUUUGAGCAUCGAAAUAGUAAGGGUUGCAACUAUGGCCCUCCUUAUGAGUGGCAGGUGUACAACACCCUGAAUGGAUGCUAUGGUAUCCCAUGGGUUCACUAUAAGGGUCGUCAGGGAGACUUUUACAUCUUGGUCAUGGACAUGCUGGGACCUAGCUUGUGGGAUGUCUGGAAUUCUUUAGGCCAGUCGAUGUCGCCGAAUAUGGUAGCCUGUAUUGCGGUGGAGGCAAUAUCGAUUCUUGAAAAACUGCACCUUAAGGGGUUCGUGCAUGGAGAUGUGAAGCCGGAAAAUUUCUUACUUGGUCUGCCAGGAAGUGCUGAUGAGAAGAAGCUGUAUCUUAUUGAUCUCGGUUUGGCAUCUAGAUGGAAAGAUGCAGCAUCUGGUCUGCAUGUUGAAUAUGACCAGAGGCCAGAUAUAUUCAGGGGAACCAUAAGAUAUGCAAGUGUGCAUGCGCAUUUGGGUCGGACGGGAAGUAGAAGAGAUGACCUUGAGUCACUAGCAUACACAUUAAUAUUCCUGAUAAAGGGAAGGUUACCGUGGCAAGGAUAUCAGGGUGACAACAAGAGUUUUCUUGUGUGCAAGAAAAAAAUGGCCACUUCUCCAGAGUUGAUGUGUUGUUUUUGUCCGGCCCCAUUCAAGCAGUUCCUUGAGGCAGUGACAAAUAUGAAAUUUGAUGAGGAACCAAAUUAUGCCAAGCUUAUCUCGUUCUUUGAGAGUCUUAUUGAGCCAGUCACGUCACUACGACCAAUAAGAAUUGAUGGAGCUCUUAAGGUUGGGCAGAAGCGGGGAAGAUUGCUAAUAAACUUGGAGGAAGAUGAGCAACCAAAGAAGAAAGUACGAUUAGGUAGUCCUGCAACACAAUGGAUUUCUGUUUAUAAUGCACGACGUCCCAUGAAGCAGAGGUACCACUAUAAUGUAGCAGACUCUAGGCUCCGGCAGCAUGUAGACAAGGGAAAUGAGGACGGUCUUUACAUCAGCUGUGUGGCCUCAGCAGCCAAUCUGUGGGCCUUAAUCAUGGAUGCAGGAACCGGUUUCUCUUCCCAGGUUUAUGAGCUUUCAGCUGUCUUCCUCCAUAAGGAUUGGAUAAUGGAACAGUGGGAAAAGAACUACUACAUCAGCUCAAUAGCUGGUGCAGCUAACGGAAGUUCCUUGGUCGUUAUGUCGAAAGGAACUCCAUAUACGCAACAGUCUUACAAAGUGAGUGAAUCUUUCCCUUUCAAAUGGAUAAACAAAAAGUGGAAAGAAGGUUUCCAUGUCACAUCCAUGACCACUGCUGGCAGUCGCUGGGGUGUGGUCAUGUCCCGAAAUUCUGGAUAUUCAGAACAGGUUGUUGAGCUUGACUUCCUUUACCCAAGUGAAGGAAUACAUCGACGGUGGGAAAGUGGUUAUAGAAUAACUUCUAUGGCUGCUACUGCCGAUCAAGCAGCCUUCAUAUUGAGCGUACCAAGACGUAAAAUGAUUGAUGAGACUCAAGAGACUUUACGGACAUCUGCCUUCCCAAGUACCCAUGUUAAGGAAAAAUGGUCUAAAAAUCUUUACAUUGCAUCAAUCUGCUAUGGUAGAACUGUCUGCUGACAUGGACUGUCGAGUUGCUAAUUAUUGUAGUCUCUUGUAAUUGAUGAGAGAUGGAGGAUGAAUUCAGCUGGUCCUGCUGGGGAUUGCCUUGUCAAGUCAGUCCUCAUUUUUUCUUCAUGUAAAAAUCAUUGUGUUGUACAACUGUACGGAUGAGCUAGGGCCCUGCAAGCUUGGGCUAGUAACACCAAUUGCGUCAACAACAUAAUAUUUUAGUUUUGGCAAUGAAGGCUAAGAAAUGGUGGAUUGAUUAACAUAUUUGUACCUUAAAAUUGGAAGGGUGUAUUUAUUCCAUAAUCUAUCCAUUCUUGCUGCAUGUUAGGCUU